AUGUUGUGGAGUGUGUGGACGGCGAGUGUGUGUGUGUGUGUGUGUGUGUGUGAGGCUCAUAUUUGGGCCUGGAUGCUCAACAUGCCUCACAGCCCCCCCAAAGAGGGCCUGCUGGCACUCAGGGAGGGCGCCCCCCCUGCCAGGGCCACCACGGUGGCGUGCGACCACGACAGGGCCUGUGGGCGGGGCUUCUCCUGUGACCGCCAUUUUGGCGUGUGCGUGGCGCUGCGCGGGGAGGGUCACUACUGCCGCAGGGACGCCCAGUGCGUCCGCGGCCUCAGCUGCAUGUUCGGCAAGUGCCACCGCAGCGUUCGCAACGGGCAGGAAGGUGGGCGCUGCAAGGUGGACAAGGACUGCGGGGCGUCCAUGUGCUGCGCCCGCCACCACGGCGAGCACGUGUGCAAGCGCCGGCUGACGCGCGGCGAGAGUUGCUACGUGCCCGACGGCGGUCUGGCGUACAGCAUCAACCAGAUCUGCCCCUGCGACCAGGGACUGCUGUGUCGGGAGAAGAGCGCCCCGCGCAGGAGAGAGUGA
This is a messenger RNA of Nerophis ophidion (straightnose pipefish), 534 nucleotides long. Its product is annotated as dickkopf-related protein 3-like. Lineage: Eukaryota; Metazoa; Chordata; Actinopteri; Syngnathiformes; Syngnathidae. Gene Ontology annotation, molecular function: co-receptor binding; receptor antagonist activity. The transcript is spliced from 3 exons. Gene Ontology annotation, cellular component: extracellular region. Gene Ontology annotation, biological process: multicellular organism development; negative regulation of canonical Wnt signaling pathway. The record is from RefSeq and is a predicted model, not a curated record. Bases 1 to 534 code for a protein of 177 amino acids.